This is a messenger RNA of Drosophila grimshawi, 3557 nucleotides long. It is a transcript of the gene IntS3, whose product is annotated as integrator complex subunit 3 homolog. The transcript is spliced from 11 exons. Gene Ontology annotation, cellular component: cytoplasm. Bases 101 to 3361 code for a protein of 1086 amino acids. NCBI's taxonomy places the organism in Eukaryota, Metazoa, Arthropoda, Insecta, Diptera, Drosophilidae. The record is from RefSeq and is a predicted model, not a curated record.
GUUUCUACAUAAUUAUGAAACUAAUUAGGAACUGAAAAGCAGCAGAUAUAUAUAUAUAUAUAGGAGCAAUACUCAAACAAAGUAUCCACACCACACGCAAAUGGAGCAACAACAACAACAGCAGCAACAACAAAAAAGCGUAGCUCACAUCUCUAAAUUGUUUGUCUGCACGGCUGUUGACUGUAAAGAUGAGAUCGAGGAGAAAUUCGAGCGAUCCUAUGUUAGUCUGCAGCAACAAAUUGCUGGACUCAGUGAUAAGGAGAUGCAUGAUAUUCUCACCCAGUUCGUUUGCAAGGAGAAACAGCAUGAGGAGAUAUCCAUUGGCUUCCUCUACAUAAUACUAACCGAUCCGGCAAUGGCACCCAAAACAUAUCGCGACAUAACACUCGUGUCCCGGGACGGCAUGAAUGUCAUUGUUGCCAAUCUUACACUUUUAGUUGCCGAAAAGUACGCAAAACUGACGGAGACGGCGCGGAGACAACUGAUUUGGGUGCUGCGUGAAUUUGUGAAACAUCAGGUUCUUAGCGUUGAGAAUGUGAUUUGGAACUGUUUGCGUCAGGCGGGCGGUGGAGAUGUAUCGCAUAAGAAUCUAUAUCUGGUUGAGAGUCUUUUGGACAUUUUCAUUGAGUAUCGGGCGUGGCUUGAGACGAAUCCCUUCCUUGUCCAGUCUUCCGUUUAUAGUUUUGUUCGCCUUAUCGAGGACCAUGCGAAUCCCGCCCUAAUAUCAUUACGCCAAAAGGAAGUUAAGUUUACAAUCUCAUUGAUACGCGAUCGGUUUCAUGACAUUAUACCUUUGGGCAGAGAUUUUGUACGGCUUCUGCAAAAUGUUGCACGCAUUCCGGAAUUUGAACUAUUGUGGCGGGACAUCUUAUACAAUCCGAAGAGUUUACACCCAACAUUUAAUGGGAUUUGGCAUUUACUACAAAUACGCACAAGUCGACGAUUUUUACAGUGUCGAUUACUUCCAGAGAUGGAGCGCAAAUUGCACUUUUUGGCAUCGUCUGUUAAAUUUGGCAAUCAGAAGCGCUACCAGGAUUGGUUUCAAGACAAAUAUUUUGCUACGCCCGAGUCGCACAGUUUGCGAUCAGACCUGAUUCGAUUCAUUAUCAACGUAAUUCAUCCCACAAAUGAUAUGCUAUGCUCGGACAUUAUACCACGAUGGGCAAUCAUUGGCUGGCUAAUCUCAUCAUGCACGAACCCGAUUGCUUCCGCCAAUGCGAAAUUAUCACUGUUCUACGAUUGGCUCUUCUUCGAUCCGGCCAAGGAUAACAUUAUGAAUAUCGAACCGGGUAUUCUAGUGAUGUAUCACUCGAUCCGAAAUCAUCCGUUUGUGAGCAGCACACUGUUGGAUUUCUUGUGCCGCAUCACAAAGAACUUUUAUGUGAAGAACGAGGAUAGAAUCAGAUUGGGUGUAUAUAAUUCAUUAAAAUUGAUACUUGAUAAACAGGUCAUUCCAAACUUACAUCCACUAUUUGAGUCACCAAAACUGGACAGAGAAUUGCGUAACUUAAUACGUGAAAAUUUCCGAGAAUUUGUGACGCCCGUAGCAAAUAUGCCACAAUCGAUGUAUCCAGCAACGCAUACAAUUCAAGCGCCCAUCUUUAAAAAAGAAGCCGAUCAACGCCUGAUGCAAGGCGCAGAGAUCAUGGAUGCCGGUGGCGGAGGGGCUUUUGUGGCUAGCAGUGGCACUAAUAUGCUUGUGGACGAUGACAACAAAAUAGCCAUUGCACCGUUAGAAAGUAUGGAACGGGAAAAUGAGGCAGUGUUCAGUGAUGAUGAAAAUUUGCCCAGCACAAGCAAGAAUGAGGAAAAUACCGAUGACGACGAUGACUUGCCACUGUCGAAGGUUAGUGUACGGCUCAAAGAGAAACCAGUACCCGAAAAGGUUGAGCUGCCCGACGCGAUAGCCGAAUCGUUUGAGAUAUUUGUCACGAAACGCAACUCUUUUACAUGGGAGGCAUUUUUGAAAGACUUUCGCACGCUACCUGCCUCCGCUUUGGACGAAACACAGCUCAACUAUGUGAUCUCAAAUACGGUAUUGAUACUACGGGAAACAUUGCCGCAGCAGAACGUAUUCUCGGAGAGUAAAACCGAGGAAAAGUAUUUGGCCAAGAGCAUUAGUUAUCCACUGUACGGUUUAUUUCGGUUUCUAUAUGAGAAUGAAGACAAGAGCAAAAAACCAUUUCAAACCCUAUUGUCUGAGAUAUGCGGGCGUCUAACUGAAACGGGCUAUUUACUGCUCUACUUCAUGAAAAUUCACUGCAAAUUGCAGACGCGUAAAAACGCACAGCAAUCGUAUCAGUUUAAGACGACAGUUUAUCGACAAAUAUGCGAGGCAACAGAUGAAAAGAUUGGCGUUUGCCUCGUGCGCGAUUUGGAUCUGCUCGAGAAAGAGAACACAACAAUAUAUUUGUGGCUGCUGCCAGACAUCUAUCGGGAGUUCAAAACGAUAGCCAUCAAUAACACGGAACUGUUGCGUAUCACUCUCCGUUGCAUCGAUGCGAAAAACGUGCGCGACAUUAUGUAUUCGAUUGCCCAGGGUAAACUUACCAUAUUCAAGCAGGACGGCCUGCUCGACUGCAUUCGGGACAGCCUGGAAUAUGAGACAUAUGAACAGUUUUGCCUAUGGCAGCUCAUCCAGGCACACGAUGUACCCCUAAAAUGUAUACAAGAUUUACUUCCAGAACUAGAAGCUGCCAAUCAUCCUGAAGCGCUCAGCCAUUUGCUGUUGCUAUUGAAAAAUGAGGAGCCAACAAAUGAAAUAAUCAGACUUUUGCUCAGUAGGGAAGCUAAAUCCAGAGGAGAUCCAUUUGUCACAUCUGCUCUCAGGUUUUGGUGUCAGCGAUGUGAAGAGAAGCUUUCGGAAAUUAUAGCAUCACUUCUUACAUCCAAAUACCCGAGCUCAUCGCCCAACAAACGAAAACGUCCCUCUAAAGGUAGUUCCGCUGCGAGCAGUACACCAUCGGCUGAUCAUGUGUUGAAUCAUCUGGAGCAUUAUAGAAGAAGCUGUAGGCAUGGAACUGGGACAGGACUUUAUGUUCAUGAUAUGAUGCAGCGAGCACUGCAAUCGGCGUACUCACAUAGCAAUGAAAGUACAAAGAAACAGUUCAGCGAUCUAUUCGCAUUGGCAGCGGAAGAUGAGACGACGGCCGUUGGUCGUCGUGGUGGCAGCGGACGUGGACGUAAGCAGCCCGUUGGUAAAAAGGACUCAAGUAAUCAUAGUGCAAGCAGUAAAAAGAAUUCAGAUGUUGUCAAAACUAUAUACUCGUCUGAUGAGAACUCAAGUGAAGAGGAUUGGUCAAAGCAUAAAGUUACGCAGCCGGCAAAAAAGAGAAAAAAAGCAAUCAAUGAUUCUGACUGACAGUGUCAACGUCAAUUGAUGUCUUCAGUUCCGAUCGGUUCCUUGGAUGAUGGAAAUUAUACAAAACAUGAAUAUGCGUUUUGGAACGAAAUUAUUUAAGUUUAAAAUGGUUUACGAUUUUAUCAAUUUAUAAUUAGUAAAAUCAAUUGUAGAAUUUUUUGAAUGUUGAAAUUGUAACGUUAUAUUUUUUUAUUUU